AGACUGCAGAGCUGUGGUGGUGAUCACAGCUGCCACCACCUCCCCUCUGGGCCCCACAACCACUGUGAGACUCAGGUGGCUGAGAGUGGCUCUAACAUGCCCCUGUGUCUCUCUCCUGCCAGGCUGGAUGGCCCACACUUAAGCUGUUUGGUUGGGGAGGGAGUAUCUCCAAGGCCUGAGAUGACCCUGUCCUCACUCCAGCAGUACCCAGAAGGUGUCUUCUAUGACCUGGACAGCUGCAAGUCCUUCAGUUACCCAGAUUCAGAUGGGGGCCCUGACUCCACAUGGGGCUGGACAGAGGCCCCGCCUGCCCCUGCCAUCGCUCCCUAUGAUGCUUUCGACCCUGCUGCUACGGCGGCCUUUGCCCACACCCAGGCUGUGCAGCUCUGUUAUGGUCAUGGUCCUAGCCCAUCCACCUACAGUCCCGUGGGAACCCUCGACCCAGCCCCCAGCUUGGAGGCUUCGGGGCCUGGCCUCCAGGUAUACCCAUCAGAGGACUUCACCAGCCAGACCCUGGGCUCCUUGGCUUAUGCUCCGUACCCCAGCCCUGUGCUAUCAGAGGAGGAAGACAUUCUGCUGGACAGCCCUGCCCUGGAGGUCUCGGACAGUGAGUCAGACGAGGCCCUCUUGGCUGGCUCCGAGGGGAGGGGAUCUGAGGCAGGUGCACGCAAGAAGCUGCGCCUGUACCAGUUCUUGCUGGAGUUACUCCUGCGUGGGGACAUGCGCGAGUGCGUGUGGUGGGUGGAGCCAGGUGCUGGCGUCUUCCAGUUCUCCUCCAAGCACAAGGAGUUGUUGGCUCGCCGCUGGGGCCAGCAGAAGGGCAACCGCAAACGCAUGACGUAUCAGAAGCUGGCCCGAGCGCUGCGCAACUAUGCCAAGACAGGCGAAAUCCGCAAGGUCAAACGCAAGCUCACCUACCAGUUUGACAGCGCGCUGCUGCCAGCCGCCCGGCGUGCCUGAGCGCCCCGCUGGGACCCCUUUCUGAUCCCUAAGUCCCAGUGCCCAUAGAGCCCCAUAUUGGGGAUCAGCAGGCUGCCAGGGUCCUCAGCUCUCACCAGGGCCUCCCCAGAGUCUCCUGUGCCAUGUAUGGGAUUCCAACCCAGGAUGGUCCUGUUUGAGGGUUCACUGGCCAUUCUACGCUGUUCCAAAAUGGCAAGUUUUUCUUUGGGGGCCCUUGGUGUUGUCUGCGGUUCCAGAAUCCGCAGAUACUUCUUGUGAGCCCUGUGAGCUCACACGCUAUCGCACCAGCAGGUGGCGCUGUCUACAGCCCCCAAACCCCUGUAUCUGUUGGCCGGAUGGGUCCCUCUGUUCUCCCCUGAGGCCCUUGUCAGAUCUGAGAUCUAGUUAUGUUUGGAGCUCCCUGAGAACACUGUGCCACCUGUGUGUGACUUUCCUCUGUAUCCAUUUAUGACUGUUAUUUGUUUGAGACAGGGUCUCACUAUGUAGUUCAGGCUGGCCCCCAACCUGUGACAAUCCUCCUGAGUCCUGGGGAUUACAAAGGUGCACCAUCAGACCAGGCAUUUUCCAUUUUUGAGAGAAGAUUUUACUAUGUAACCCAGGCUGUCCUCGAGCUUGCUUCAGCCAUCCCUCGGGUCCCUCUGGGAUCUAUGUCCCAGAUGAAUUGUUGGGUAGGGUAGGGAUGGUGUGUUCGGUGAAUCUUAUAGGUUGGACCCUCCCUUCUGGGGUCUUUUGAUUAUAUGGGGAGUUCUCUAGGCUCUUAGCAGCCCUGCAUCCACACACUGAUGGUCCCGUUUGAAGUGUGACCUGUGUAUGGUGUUUGAGGGUCAUACUGGCACUUGGCCAGUUUGGGAUGUGGGGCAGAGGUAUGGCUGUGACAAGGCUUUGGUUUUUGAGAUUGGGUCUCAUGUAUCUCAGGCUGGCCUUGAACUCCCUAUAUAGCUGAGGGUGACCUUGAACCCUUGCCUCAGCCAGAAUGCUCAGAUUGCAGGCAGCACUAUAUGACUAUUUCCCUUUUCUUACGUCAAGGUCUGUCUAUGUAGCCCAGGCUAGCUUUAAUCUCAUAACACUCUUCCUGCCUCUGUGUCUGGAAAGCUAGGGCUACGAACAUGUUUUACCACACUGGUUUAGCCAAGCAUACCCCUGUUUUAUCACCCCUGCCAUGGCUAAACAGACUUCUAGAGCUGGUCACCCCCCACCCACAAGGCAGGCAAAUUAAGUCCCUGCAGGUGUUUUCUUCAGAGGAAAGCCCCCUUUCACAGUCAUCUUUCAAACUAGAGAGCAUUCCCACAAUCCAGAUAUCUGAAUGUGAAUUUUUGGACAACUGGUAACCUCUGGCCAGCUUUCUGGAGCCAGCCUUUGUCCAGACGUCGGCUCAGGACCCUGCUCAGUGCCUGCCUGUCUCACACCAGUGACUUCUCACAACUGCCCGUCGGGGCCCAGUGUUUUACCUUUCGAGUGCUGCAGGUCAAGCAGACUCACUGUGCGCUUCUCUUGGGCCUCCACGGCAGAAUCAGAACUCAGAGUUUUGAAGCCUGAGUGAGCUGGGCCACCAUGAAGAGGCCCUUAAAACUCUGCCACCCAGAUGGGCAGCACCUCAGUGGGUGGCCAGGGGGCAGGAAAGGAUCAUGGAAGAUCCAGAUGUUCAUGUGGUUAAGGUUAAACUGGUACCAAAUAAAACUAUUUCUUAAAACCCAACAUCAUCAGUCUACAUGCAUAAUAAAGCCCUACAUCAAAAUUCA
Messenger RNA from Rattus rattus (black rat), 2699 nucleotides. It is a transcript of the gene Spib, whose product is annotated as Spi-B transcription factor. The transcript has 5 exons. The coding region runs from base 97 to 960 and encodes 287 amino acids. Gene Ontology annotation, cellular component: nucleus. The record is from RefSeq and is a predicted model, not a curated record. NCBI's taxonomy places the organism in Eukaryota, Metazoa, Chordata, Mammalia, Rodentia, Muridae. Gene Ontology annotation, biological process: regulation of transcription by RNA polymerase II; cell differentiation. Gene Ontology annotation, molecular function: sequence-specific DNA binding; DNA-binding transcription factor activity, RNA polymerase II-specific.